UGAGCAGGGGGGGAGCUGGGAUGGGCGCGUGGGGUAGGGGCCUGGGGUGGGAGGAGACUGCUUGGCUCCUGCAUUGGCUCCCCUGUCCAGAGCACGGAGCUGCAGCCCCGGAGCAGGUCCCAUCCCCAUCCCCAGGCAGUAGGAGUGGGGAAGGGGCUGCCCCCAGUGCCAGGAGGGGGCACUUGCAGACGAUGCCUGGCCUGGCCUGGGGAGGGGUCCAGGGUGCCAAGGGCCUGGUCCCAGGCAGUGCCAGGAGGGGGGCGUUAGGGGGGGUCCCCUCCCCGGGCGUCUCUCCGCAUCCCCCCUCGUUCCUCCCUGCUCCGGCGGCUGCGGCGGCUGCUGCUGCUGCGUCACUGGGCACAGCCUGCUGCGAUGGAGCCUCAGCGGGUCCUGCUCUUUAGCCCCUGAGGGCCCCGCGGCCGCUUGGCCCGCAGAUACCCAUCCCCGGCCGGGGACUGGGGAGUGCCAGCCCCCACCCCUGCAGGAGACACCAAGACCUGCAGGUUGGUCACAAUGUGAUGGCGAGCGAGCUGCCCACCCAGUCUUCCCGGGUGACGCGCACGACCUCACGCCUGGCCUCCGGCCCCUGGAAGCGCCCAGCAGGUGCCCCGGCAGCCCCGAUCCCCGCUCCCAGCCGGCCCCGCUUCUGGGAGGGGCAGGAUGUGCUGGCUCGCUGGACCGAUGGCUUGCUCUACCUGGGCACCAUCAAGAAGGUGGACAGCUCGCGGCAGGUUUGUCUGGUGCAGUUUGAGGACAACUCCCAGUUUCUUGUUCUCUGGAAGGACAUCAACCCGGCGGCAGUGCCUGGUGAGGAGCAGACCUGCUGUGUGUGCUACGCGGAGGCUGUGAGCGCAGAGAACCAACUGGUGCGGUGUGAGAAAUGUGGGCAUGCCUACCACCAGGAGUGCCACCUGCCCACAGUGCUGGAGGUUGGUGGCAAUGGGGCAGGAGUGCCUGGUGCCUGGACGUGCAGGCAGUGCGUCUUCGCUGUGGCCACCAAGAGGGGCGGUGCCCUCAAGAAAGGCCCCUAUGCCAAGGCCAUGCUGAGCAUGAAGAUGGUGCUGCCAUAUGAGCUGAAGGCUCUGGAGUGGGACCCAGUGCAUCUGACUAAUCGGCAGCAGUGCUACUGUUACUGCAGUGGACCGGGAGAGUGGAACCUGAAGAUGCUGCAGUGCUGCCGCUGCGCCCAGUGGUUCCAUGAGGCCUGCACCCAGUGCCUGAGCAAGCCGGUGAUCUAUGGUGACAGGUUCUAUGUCUUUGAGUGCUGUGUCUGCACAGGUGGCCCAGAGAGCGUGCGCAGACUGCCCCUGAGAUGGGUGGAUGUGGCUCACCUGAUCCUCUACCACCUCAGUAUCUGUUGCAAGAAGAAAUACUUUGACUUUGAGCGGGAGAUCCUGCCCUUUGCUAAUGAGAACUGGGACAACCUGCUGCUGGGAGAGCUGGCCGACACACCCAAGGGGGACCGUUACAGCCAGCUGCUGAGUGCCCUGAGCAGCCACAAGGACAGGUUCAUCUCCGGAAAGGAGAUCAAGAAGCGGAAGGGUCUCUUUGGGCUCCACACACGUGUGCCACCUCCUGCACCCCAGCUGCCCCUGGGGCAUGGGGGCCCUAUGUCCCAGCAGCCUCUGGGGCAGCCUCCUCUCACAGGCAGCAGCUUCCUUUCAGGGCAGGGCAGCAGUGGGGCAGGACGCCGGAGGCUGGCACGGCGCAGGGUCCCAUCGGAGCCCGCCGACACCAUGGAGCUGCGCAGCAGCAGGGAGCGGUGGCGGCUGGACAAAGCCCUCACGCAGGAGGUGGUGGAGACCCCAGCCAGCACUAGCCAGGCCUACGGCAGCUACGGCGGCUCCUCAAGCUCCUACAACUUCCGCCGAACUGAUGCCCGCUGCCUGGAGAGCGCUCCCAUCAGGAUGUUCGCCUCCUUCCACCCAUCGGCCAACACCGCCCGCAGCCUGAGGAGCACAGCUGUUGGCCCAGACACCCGUGAGGUCUCUGCCCCGGAGCGUGACAGCCCUGAGCACCCACCUGCCUGCGCCCUGCUGCCCCAUGUGGACCGCCCAGCCCCCAGCAGCAAGCGCCUGCCUGAGCACCCAGCUGCCACCCCCACCUCCUCUGGCACCCUGUGCCCUGCCACCACCGCCCCCACAACCAGUAGCACCUAUUUUGGGGCCAUGGGGCGCCUGGCACGGGGAGAGGCUGUCCGGGUCCUGGCCCGCAGGGUCACACUGGAUGGCACAGUACAGUAUCUGGUGGAGUGGGGGAAUGGGGGUAUGUUCUAGGGGCAUAGAGCUGCCCCCAGCCCCAGGUUGAGAUGGCCCUGGACUUGCCCUGCUGGCCUGAGAACGUGGUAGUGCCUGGGACAGGCUGGCCCCAUGGGAGUGACUUUCCCCAGACAAGCACAUCUGACCCUGCCUGUCCUGGGGCUGGGGGCAGGGGCAGUGUUCCAGGGAGGUAGGAGGGGAGGGUCCUACCUCUUUUGGUGUGGACCUAGAGUGGGGGCUGGGGGCCCCACCUCCACCAGCCAGAGGCUUUCUGGUACUUAAAGGGUUUAUUUUCUUGUUGCUUUUUUAUUAUUAUUAUUUUGUAAAGAUUCUAUUUAAAAGGAGGCAUGCUGGGGGUGGGGGGCACAGCAGAGGGUUCAGUGGAGCAGAGCUGGGGGGCAGGGGGACCCCACUGGGACUGGCUGGGGUCUGGCAAAGAGGGUAGGAGGAAGGGUCCCCUCAGCACAGCUAUGCCCCCGCCUGCACCCCCAUGCUGUAGAGACGCCACCUGGACCUCCCCUCCCACCCCACCUGUGUGCCACCACUGCCGCCGCCGUCUGACUGUACAAACAGACACCUAGAAUAAAGAGCUUGCUGCA
Molecule: messenger RNA, 2857 nt
Organism: Alligator sinensis (Chinese alligator)
Lineage: Eukaryota; Metazoa; Chordata; Crocodylia; Alligatoridae
Gene: PHF1
Product: PHD finger protein 1
Exons: 15
Coding region: 519-2276 (585 amino acids)
Biological process (GO): regulation of DNA-templated transcription; chromatin organization
Cellular component (GO): nucleus
Molecular function (GO): chromatin binding; DNA binding
Source: RefSeq, a predicted model, not a curated record